Neodiprion virginianus is the source of this 1256-nucleotide messenger RNA. RefSeq lists its product as uncharacterized. The record is from RefSeq and is a predicted model, not a curated record. The transcript has a single exon. Gene Ontology annotation, molecular function: protein dimerization activity. Bases 31 to 1221 code for a protein of 396 amino acids. NCBI's taxonomy places the organism in Eukaryota, Metazoa, Arthropoda, Insecta, Hymenoptera, Diprionidae.
AGGCACAAGCCAACCACUGUUGCGGACAAUAUGAACACCUACGCUACGCCGCAGCGAUACGAGAUCCUCGAUUCCGAGGGUUACGGUUCUGCCAGCAGCCCCGAAUCAACGAAUCCGCGAAGCUGUUGGCCGGCCCCGGAAUCUCUGAUACUCGGCUACCCGCAGCCACCGAGAUCCAGAGGAAGCAGCUGCGACAGCGUCAGUUCGGUCGACAGUCGUAAUCACGAGUACCAGGAGCUGACCGCCUUUACGGUUGGCGAUAAUUUCCCGGGAAAUCCGUCGUUAUGCGGUCCGGCGAGUUUCGAGGCGAACUGCGCGAGCAGCCUCGCCGAGAUCAGUUUGUACAAGGGUUACAAUCCCAGCCGUCAGAACGAUUAUUGCAGAGGGAUCGGUAACGGAAAAUCCGGAAAUCAAAGCCAGCAGCAGGAUUUUCAAGAAAACAUCGGGAGCUUUUCGUCCCGAGGAAAUUUUCCCGGUUGCGGUGAAGCUCAGUUUCAAAAAUCCGAUAACGUUUACCUCGCUCUCGACGGUUUGUACAACAAUAACAACAACAACACCAGCAACAACAACAACAACAUCGACAACGCUUCGAGGACCGUGACGACGUUGACUGCAACCGCGUCAUCCUACACCGGUGGUAUCGUCAAGUGUGCGGGGGAACAGUUUUCGCAAAAAAUCGGUACCGCGGUUUACGGUAGCAAUUUCGGACGAAGUUCAGACGGCUUGUUAUACGCGGGUAUCGAGACUCGCGUUCACGAUCAGAUCCAGUGCGCGGACUUGAACAAUUCGAGCUCGAAAACUUCGGAAAGCGAAGCUGUUGAACCGUCGAUGAAAAUCGGCGACCAUCGUCGCCAUCACCGUAAUCAUAAUCAUAAUCACAAUCACAAUCAUAAUCAUAAUCAUCACCCGCACGAGCAGUUCUCGACAACGAGAUACGAGGACGGUGAUUUUCGCAUCGAAUUCGAGGACGACGAGCUUAACGAGAAGGACAAUUUGCAUAAAGUUAAGUCCGGCGCGCCGGGAGUCGAGGUAUUGAAAAAACGACGCCUAGCCGCGAACGCGAGGGAGAGAAGGAGGAUGAACAGUUUAAACGACGCGUUUGACAGACUUAGGGACGUUGUGCCCAGUCUGGGUAACGACAGGAAACUCAGCAAGUUCGAAACCCUGCAAAUGGCUCAGACCUACAUAUCGGCCCUCUACGAAUUACUUCAGCGCGAAUAGACGCGUUGAAUUCGUAAUUUUUCUGAUAAGAGUAA